AUGUUGUCCUUAGUCUUUCCGACCAGUGAUGUCGACUGGGACCGGAGCGUCGUCGCUCGGAUGAUCGCCAAUGCUGCUAUGGGGUUGAAGAAUAACCAUUCCUCUAAGCGUAAUCUGCAAGUCUCGAACGUCAGCCCGCCGGACUUCACAACCGACGAGAUCUUGAGAGAUUUGUCCAAGGCACAACAUCUCAGCGACUUUAUCGCUCUGGCUAUAGGCCUCUUCUACUAUCGCUAUCUCUUCAAGCAGGCAGAGAAUGAUGCAUAUAUGCACUUCUUGCACAUAUGUACAUCAGGAGAUUUCGAGAAGCUCCAACCAAUGGUGGAUGCCGUUGCUGAGCCCCGAAAGACUACGUUCGCGGAGAGUUGCAAGAAUGCUCUGCGCGGUCGAAGGGCUGUUGCUACUGAUCGAUGGUUUGGGCUGGCUUCGGCUUGCGUUCAGGCAGAUCUGGAUGAUGUUUGGCUAUUGCGUGGCGCAAAGGUACCUUUCUUGCUUCGCCCUGUAGGGUCUGCCACAGCUGUGAGCCAAAUUGGCGGCACCCAUAAGCUCUGCGGCGAGCUCUACGGUGGGUUGGGGUUGAUGCAUGGAGAGAUGAGUGGUCUCGUAGAGAAGGAGGGCGUAGAGAUCGUGCUCGUCUAGAUAACAUAUUUACCUUCC
This is a messenger RNA of Mytilinidion resinicola, 657 nucleotides long. RefSeq lists its product as uncharacterized. NCBI's taxonomy places the organism in Eukaryota, Fungi, Ascomycota, Dothideomycetes, Mytilinidiales, Mytilinidiaceae. The transcript is spliced from 2 exons. The coding region runs from base 1 to 639 and encodes 212 amino acids. The record is from RefSeq and is a predicted model, not a curated record.